ACCUCAAUUUGACAUUUCGAUUUGAGGUUACGACAAGUGGCAUCUGAGCUGUUUUUCUUAAAAUAUUGAGGUCACCGCUUUCUUAAUUUCUGGUCGAGAAUCAUGUCGUCGGAAGAUUUCUACUUACGUUACUAUGUCGGCCACAAAGGUAAAUUUGGCCACGAAUUUCUUGAGUUUGAGUUCCGACCGGACGGCAAGCUGCGGUACGCGAACAACUCCAAUUACAAGAACGACACAAUGAUCCGGAAGGAAGCGUACGUCCAUCAGUCCGUGAUGGAGGAGCUGAAGAGGAUUAUCUUGGACUCUGAAAUCAUGGCUGAGGACGACUCCCCAUGGCCCCCACCAGAUCGUGUAGGAAGACAGGAACUUGAGAUUGUCAUUGGGGACGAACACAUCUCCUUCACUACCUCGAAGACUGGAUCGCUAGUGGACGUAAACCGCUCCAAGGAUCCCGAGGGGCUGCGCUGCUUCUAUUAUUUGGUGCAGGACUUGAAGUGCCUCGUCUUCUCGCUGAUCGGUCUCCACUUUAAGAUUAAGCCCAUAUAAAGUGUUGUGUGUGUUUUAAGUUUAAUUGCUUCCCUUCAAUCUAUUUAAUUUGAGUAUUCAUACGUAUGAUAUCUUUCAAUAUCGAAUAAAUUUGUAUAAACAAUAA
This is a messenger RNA of Hermetia illucens (black soldier fly), 652 nucleotides long. RefSeq names its product protein mago nashi (gene mago). The record is from RefSeq and is a predicted model, not a curated record. Lineage: Eukaryota; Metazoa; Arthropoda; Insecta; Diptera; Stratiomyidae. Gene Ontology annotation, biological process: RNA splicing. The coding region runs from base 103 to 546 and encodes 147 amino acids. The transcript is spliced from 2 exons. Gene Ontology annotation, cellular component: nucleus; catalytic step 2 spliceosome; exon-exon junction complex.